Lindgomyces ingoldianus is the source of this 366-nucleotide messenger RNA. RefSeq lists its product as uncharacterized. Lineage: Eukaryota; Fungi; Ascomycota; Dothideomycetes; Pleosporales; Lindgomycetaceae. The transcript is spliced from 2 exons. The coding region runs from base 1 to 366 and encodes 121 amino acids. The record is from RefSeq and is a predicted model, not a curated record. Gene Ontology annotation, biological process: 2-oxoglutarate metabolic process.
AUGAACGCAACCAAGCAACUCCUCCAGACCCGCCAGCCCAUGAUCAGGUUCUUGGGCAAGCGCACUGUUCCAUCUAAGGUCGACCAUACUCCUCAAGUCCACCCAGCUUCCCCGACCCAUUCGCUCCCCGAGUCCUUUGCAAGCUACAGGCAAAAGGCCCAGCAGCAUGGCCCCCUAAACCAGACCAACCAAUACUCCGCUGGUGGCUGGAUUGGCGGCAAAUCGGGUGCCUCUCUUGGUCCCGUGGAAGCUGGAAACGGCAUGCACUUCGACCGAUCGGAGCUUCCCCAGCGCUUCCAACGGCUAGCAUGGACGCAGGCCGAAAUCGAGGCCGUCGAGUCUGGGGGCGCAAGCCUUCAUACUUGA